AUGAGCCGACAGUGCUACACCUCUGGCUCCAUCCUGGGAAGACGAGGCUUUUCCUCGGCAUCCGCUGUCUGUGGCCUGGGCAGGGCCAACAGCAGCUCGGCCUCCGUCUGCCAGCCCGUGGGACGGAGGUGUGGGAUCGGUGGCUUCAGCAGCCGCAGUGUCUGUGACCUGGGCAGAGGGCAAAGGAUUUCCUUCGGUGGGAGCUGCCGCAGCGGCGUCUACGGUGGUGCCGGCGUCGGGCGCUGCGGCGUCGCUUACGGCGGGGGCCGCUUUGGCACCGUCAUGGGCUUUGGGAACUGUGCCAGCUUCGGGGGCCUGGGCAGCUAUAGAGGCCUGGGGGAUGGCGUGGCCAUGGGGGGCUACGGCAGUGGCAUUGGCAUUGGCCUCAGCGGAGGGAGGUCCGAGGGGAUUCGCGGCGUCAGCAUCCACCCAGAGCUCCUCAAGCCCCUGUGCGUGGGCGUGGACCCCGAGGAGUGCCAAGUGCGGACCCACGAGAAGGAGCAGAUCAAGAACCUCAACAACCAGUUUGCCUGUUUCAUCGACAAGGUGCGGCUGCUGGAGCAGCAGAACAAGGUGCUGACCACCAAGUGGGAGCUGCUGCAGCAGUAUGUGCUCCCAGCAUCCCGGAGAAACUUGGAGCCCGUGUUUGAGAAUUUCAUCUGUAACCUGAGGAAGCAGCUGGAGUGUGUGAUGGGGGAGCGUGAGCGGCUGGAGAACGAGGAGCGGUGCCUGCGGGACCUGGUUCAGGAGUUCAAGUGCAAGUAUGAAGAUGAGAUCAACAAGCGCACGGCAGCAGAGAAUGAGUUUGUGGUGCUCAAGAAGGAUGUGGAUUGUCUCUACCUGACCAAGGAGGAGCUGGAGGUGAGGGUGGGUCUCCUGCGGCAGCAGCUGGAGUUCCUGAAGUGCAUCUACGCUGAGGAGAGGGCUCAGCUGGACUGUCAGCUGUGUGACACCUCUGUCAUCGUGCAAAUGGACAACAGCCGGGACCUGGACAUGGAGGGCAUCAUCAAAAGCGUGGAGUGCUGCUACGAGGAGAUUGCCCAGAAGAGCAAGGCUGAGGUGGAGGCUUUCUACCAAACCAGGCUGGAGGAACUCCACAGCAGCCGGGGCAAGUUCUGUGAUGACCUGAGGAACAACCAGAGUGAGAUUGCUGAGCUCAACAGGAUGAUCCAGAAGCUGCAGUGUGAGUCGGACAACGUGAAGAAACAGAUCUCAGCCCUGCAGACAGCCAUCUGUGAUGCCGAGCAACGAGGAGACUGCGCCCUCAAGGAUGCCCGGCAGAAGCUGGUUGACCUGCAGACAGCUCUGCAGCAGGCCAAGGACAAGAUGGCCUGUCUGCUCAGGGACUACCAGGAGCUGCUCAAUGUGAAGCUGGCCCUGGACAUUGAGAUUGCCACAUACAGGACGCUGCUGGAGGGAGAAGAGAGCAGGAUAUGCACCGGCAACCCUGUGAGCGUUGCCGUGGUCAGCGGCGGGGGCACGGUCGGGGAGUGCCGAUCCCUGUCUGGAAUCGGAGGCAAAUGCACCGUGAAGACCGGAGCGGCCGGCGCGGGGCUGGGCAUGGUCUCGUCCUUCGGCAAUGCUGGGUUCAGCACCCGGAGCGUGGAUUGUGUCCCCAAGGUCGGGGCAGGGUUCGGGGCCAGGAGCGCGGUGGGCUGCGUGGGGAGGGAAGUGAUCACCGGGGUGGACGGAGUCCAGUGCGCCACCGGGAUGGGCAACCUAGGGAACCUGGGCAACCUGGGCAACCUGGGCAACCUGGGCAACGUGGUGUGCGCGGGCGUGGAGCAGUGCGGCCCCGGGGCUGUGCUCAUCCCCGGGGCCCCGGGGGUCUGCGGCAACCGGUUCAGCACAGCCGUGCGCGUGGUCAGGACGACCCGGUAG
Molecule: messenger RNA, 1881 nt
Organism: Passer montanus (Eurasian tree sparrow)
Lineage: Eukaryota; Metazoa; Chordata; Aves; Passeriformes; Passeridae
Product: keratin, type II cytoskeletal 7-like
Exons: 9
Coding region: 1-1881 (626 amino acids)
Biological process (GO): intermediate filament organization; keratinization
Cellular component (GO): keratin filament
Molecular function (GO): structural constituent of skin epidermis
Source: RefSeq, a predicted model, not a curated record